Messenger RNA from Suillus paluster, 2688 nucleotides. Its product is annotated as V-type ATPase, V0 complex, 116kDa subunit family. The transcript is spliced from 12 exons. NCBI's taxonomy places the organism in Eukaryota, Fungi, Basidiomycota, Agaricomycetes, Boletales, Suillaceae. The coding region runs from base 93 to 2603 and encodes 836 amino acids. Gene Ontology annotation, molecular function: proton-transporting ATPase activity, rotational mechanism; ATPase binding. The record is from RefSeq and is a predicted model, not a curated record. Gene Ontology annotation, biological process: vacuolar acidification; proton transmembrane transport. Gene Ontology annotation, cellular component: fungal-type vacuole membrane; vacuolar proton-transporting V-type ATPase, V0 domain; vacuolar proton-transporting V-type ATPase complex.
CAAACGGUGUAACUUCAAGUUGCUGCGAGAAUUGGCGAGAAAUCCUUCUGCCUUUACUCUCCUUUAUUCAAUACGCGUACGAAUCUAAUAACAUGGGGGACGAUUACCCCACGCUGUUCCGUUCGGAACAGAUGAGCUUGAUGCAGCUCUAUAUCCCAACCGAAGUUGCCCACGACACAGUUGCAGAGCUCGGUGAGCUGGGAAAUGUGCAGUUCAAAGAUUUGAAUCCUGCUGUCAAUCCCUUUCAACGUUCAUUCGUCGGUGAGAUAAGGAGAACGGAAGAAAUGGCACGACGUGUUCGGUUUUUCGAGUCGCAGAUUCAGAAGGAAAAGGAUGUAGUUCCUACCCGUCCUCUCUAUGAUUCUGCGCUGUUGGUCACAGUUGGACCGAGUGCUGCGCAUAAUAUCGACGAGCUGGAUGUCACACUUACUGAGCAUGAGACGCGGCUCGUGCAGAUGAAUGACAGCUACAAGACGUUGAGUGAGCGCACAAGGGAGCUGGUGGAGGCCCGGCAUGUUCUCAGAGAGACUGCUGUGUUCUUUGAGAAGGCUGAGACUCAGCAGACUGACAUGAGGACUUCUUUUGAUGACAGCUCUGCUCCUCUUCUGCAGCAUGACGACCGGGAGCAGCAGUACUCAUCCAAUCUACAGUUUGACCUUGAAUUCGUCGCUGGCACCAUCGACCGCACUCGUAUAUCGACGUUCGAGCGUGUCUUGUGGCGUGUCCUGAGGGGUAAUCUGUACAUGAAUCACACGGACAUUGCAGAGCCCUUCAUUGACCCCGCUACUGGUUCUGAGACGCGCAAGAAUGUGUUCAUAAUUUUUGCACAUGGGGAUGCCUUACUUGCCAAGAUUCGAAAAGUGGCAGAGUCGAUGGGUGCGACACUCUAUCCAAUCGACGCCAACGCCGACAAACGAUCAGAUUCUCUGCGUGAGGUUACCGCUCGCUUGGAAGACUUGGAGACUGUGUUGUACAACACAGGUACAAACAGACGAAGCGAGCUGCUGAGAAUCGGGGAGAAUCUGGCUAGGUGGCAGGAUGUCGUCCGCAAGGAGAAGGCGAUUUAUGAGACGAUGAACCUUUUCAACUACGAUGUCAGGAGGAAGACGCUUGUGGCUGAGGGUUGGUGCCCAACAAGGGACCUGACCAUGAUUCAGCUGGCACUUCGUCACGCCACGGAAGAGUCUGGAACGAGUGUUGUUCCUAUCUUGCAAGAGUUGCGCACGAACAAAACUCCGCCAACCUUCACGCGCACCAACAAGUUCACGGAAGGCUUCCAAACCAUCAUGGACGCUUACGGUAUUGCAACCUACCAAGAAGUUAACCCUGGUCUAUUUGCGAUCAUUACCUUCCCUUUCUUGUUUGCCGUGAUGUUUGGUGACAUUGGGCAUGGGUUCAUCAUCUUCUUUGCCGCAUUGUACAUGAUUUUCAACGAGAAGAAGUGGGCAAGACAGGAACUUGAUGAAAUCCUCGGCCAGUUCUUCUACGGUCGAUAUAUCAUUCUUCUCAUGGGCAUGUUCUCGGUCUAUACUGGUCUCAUGUACAACGACGUCUUCUCCAAGAGUCUCCACAUUUGGCACUCAGGAUGGGACUUCCCAGAGUCGAAUGGAACUUCAUUCGCCGUACCCAACGGUCACAUAUAUCCCUUUGGGGUGGAUCCUGCUUGGCAUGGUGCGGACAAUGGGCUCGUAUUUACGAAUUCAUACAAGAUGAAGAUGUCGCUUGUGCUCGGAGUCAUUCAUAUGACAUUUGCCCUGUGCCUACAGCUCCCCAAUCACAUCAAGUUCAAACGUCCCCUUGACAUCUAUGCCAACUUUGUGCCCCAAAUGAUCUUCUUGCAGUCGAUUUUCGGCUAUUUGGUCGUAUGCAUCCUUUACAAAUGGUCGAUUGAUUGGUCCACCCGAUCAACGGAGCCACCCUCAUUGUUGAACAUGCUGAUUGCGAUGUUCCUUUCGCCGGGGACAGUAGAUCCUCAAACACAGCUAUAUCCCGGACAAGGCUUCAUUCAGGUCGUGCUCCUUCUCCUCGCGCUUGUCUGCGUGCCUUGGAUGUUGUGCACCAAACCCUACUUCCAAUGGAAGGAGAUGCAACAGAUCCAGGGUCAAGGGUACGUUGGACUUGGUCACCGUAAUGGUGGACCUCGCGAGAGCACAGAUGAGGUUCUGGAAAUUGAGGAAGAGGGUAAUGGUCGUGUCAUUGUGGAGGAGAUGGAAGAAGAGCAUGAACAACAUGACUUCAGUGAGGUGGUUAUCCAUCAGAUAAUUCACACCAUCGAAUUCUGUCUUGGUUGUAUCUCACACACCGCAUCUUACCUUCGGUUGUGGGCCCUGUCGUUGGCACACGCCCAGCUCUCUGAGGUGCUGUGGACAAUGACGCUCGACAAGGUUUUGGGACUUCCCGGUAUCUUCGGGACGAUUGCCCUCGUAGUGAUGGUCGCAUUCUGGUUCUCAUUGACCGUAUUCAUCUUGUGUAUCAUGGAGGGUCUCUCGGCAUUUUUGCAUGCGCUCCGUCUGCACUGGGUCGAAGCGAACAGUAAACAUUACCAAGGAGAGGGAUAUUCGUUCACGCCGUUGAGCUUUGCUAAGCUAGACGAGAAAGAGUAACGAAAUAUGUUGCCCACAUUCUUUUCUGCUGUCCUGUAGGUAUGAUAUCGAGUAAUAGGACGUUGAGAUGGUUCAAAAAUGCGGG